AUGAUUUAUCACAACAGCAGCAUUUUCCACCCAACCACAUUUUUCCUCGUUGGAAUCCCAGGUCUAGAAGAGAUCCACACCUGGAUCGCCCUGCCCUUUUGCACUCUUUAUCUUAUGGCUUUGUUGGGCAAUGCCACAAUCCUCUUAGUAAUCAAGACGGAGCAUACCCUCCGGGACCCAAUGUUCUAUUUUCUGGCUAUUCUUUCAACAAUUGACUUAGCACUUCCUACGACCUCUGUGCCCCGCAUGCUGGGCAUCUUUUGGCUGGAUGCUCAUGAGAUUAACUUUGCAGCUUGUGUGACUCAAAUGUUUUUGAUCCACACCUUCACUGGCAUGGAAUCCGCGGUCCUAUUCGCCAUGGCCUUUGAUCGUUAUGUGGCCAUCUGUGCUCCACUGCACUACACAACCAUCCUAACAGCCCGUGUGUUGUUUGGUAUGGGUAUGUUCAUUAUAAUUUAUCCAUCCAUGCUUGUACUUCCCAUGAUCUAUCUUAUUUACCGCCUACCAUUUUGCCAGGCUCGUGUAAUAGCCCAUUCCUACUGUGAGCACAUGGGCAUUGCAAAAUUGUCUUGUGGGAACAUUCGUGUCAAUGGUAUCUAUGGGCUCUUUGUGGUCUCCCUCUUUCUUCUGAUGUUAGUAUUUAUUGCCAUCUCCUAUGUGUAUAUACUCCAUACUGUCUUCCAAUUCCCAUCCCAGGAUGCACGGAAAAAAGCCCUAAGCACUUGUGGCUCCCAUAUCGCAGUCCUCUGCGUUUUCUACAUUCCCUCAGUCUUCUCUUUUCUUACUCACCGAUUUGGACACAAGAUACCUCGCUAUAUUCACAUUCUUAUUGCUAACCUCUAUUUGGCUAUCCCACCUUCACUUAACCCCAUCAUUUAUGGAGUGAGGACUAAACAGAUAAGAGAGCGAGUUCUCCAUGUCUUUAUUAAAAAAUAUUUCUAA
This is a messenger RNA of Elephantulus edwardii (Cape elephant shrew), 942 nucleotides long. RefSeq names its product olfactory receptor 52J3-like. Lineage: Eukaryota; Metazoa; Chordata; Mammalia; Macroscelidea; Macroscelididae. Gene Ontology annotation, biological process: G protein-coupled receptor signaling pathway. Gene Ontology annotation, molecular function: olfactory receptor activity; G protein-coupled receptor activity. Gene Ontology annotation, cellular component: membrane. The transcript has a single exon. Bases 1 to 942 code for a protein of 313 amino acids. The record is from RefSeq and is a predicted model, not a curated record.